Messenger RNA from Sceloporus undulatus (fence lizard), 4041 nucleotides. It is a transcript of the gene SHISA4, whose product is annotated as shisa family member 4. Lineage: Eukaryota; Metazoa; Chordata; Lepidosauria; Squamata; Phrynosomatidae. The record is from RefSeq and is a predicted model, not a curated record. The coding region runs from base 1 to 891 and encodes 296 amino acids. The transcript is spliced from 6 exons.
AUGGCGGGUCCACUAGGAGGGCUUGGGGCCCUUGUGGGUCCUGCCUUGGGCCUUGGGCCUGGAAGGAGGAGGAGGAGGCCCCUCUGCCCUGAAGCCCCUGGGGAGGGCGCGCUUUGCCUGUGGGCUGCCAAGGAGGAGGAGGAGGAGGAGGAGGAGGAAGGGCCAGACGCCCAGCAGCCGGCCUUCUUGGCAGAGAGAGCGCGAGAGCUCGGGAGACGAAGGCUGCGGGGCUGCCUGCUGCCGGUGGGUCUCCCUGGCUGGCCCCUUCCUGCUGGGUCCCUUGGAGCCGCCUUGGCCAUGGGAGCCUGGACCCGGGCAGCGGUGUUCCUCUGCAGCCUGGCAGCUGCUGCCACCCUGGGCUCAGCUGAUGAGGACUGCAAAUGGUACAUGGACAGAAAUGGCUCCUUGCAUCAUGGCUUCGACUGCUAUUUUCCCUAUUUCUGCUGUGGUGACUGUUAUCAUCGUUACUGCUGCACCGACCUCAGGAAACUCAUCUCUGAGCGGCAGCAAAAGCACUGCAUGGCAUUCAACCCAAGAACCAUUGCUGGCAUUGCUUCAGCUGUGAUACUCUUCGUGGCCAUUGUUGCCACCAUUGUCUGCUGCUUUCUGUGCUCCUGUUGCUACCUGUACCAGCGACGGCAUCACAUCCAGACACCUUAUCAAGGUCAGGAGAUCCCAUUGUCUGGCUACCCUCCUCAGCCUCCAGGCCCUUACCCUAUGGAUCCCAAGGCAGGACCAGCACCAUUUCAUCCUGGAUAUGCACCUGUGGCUGCAUACCCCCCUACAGCCCCAGCUGCACAGUAUCCUCUAUACCCACCUGGGCCACCCUAUUACAACCCUUCAGCUCCUCCACCCUAUCUCCCACCACAGACAUCACAGGCUAGCACCUGAGGAGAAUCUUGCAGAGACUAUGCAAUGAAAGCUUUUCUCUCUGGGCCUGUCAGAUCCAUCUCCGCAGAAUUUGUAUGGACUUCCUGAUGCACUGGAAUUCCAGCACAAGCUUCAGUAUUGGCCAAUUUCCUUACUAGCUGCCUUUAUGCUCUGCAUGGUAGGAAGCAUUAUGACUACUUCUUUGCUGCCAGCAUUCCCCACACUUCGUGCCACUGUCACUGAGGGAAGCACCCAGUCCUCUUCAUUUCCCACCCAGGCUCAGUAAGUUAUGGCACCAACGCAGAUGACCAAGGCUGGUACAAAUGCCAUCAAUGUUCCCCCAUCCCAAAUCCACCUCAGCUUCUUCAGUGGGAGCUGGUAAAGCAGCAGUCUCAAGACAACAAGGGGAGACAACUUUUCACCUGGCAAGAAGACAGCCUUUCUCACAUAGGGACAUUGCUUCUCCCUUUUUCCUGAUAAAGCAUGAGGCUCAGUCAUGUGGCAUGUUGUACACUUCUGCCCAUUUGUGGUUUGGUGUCUUCAGAAAGACCUGAUCCUUUAAAAAGAUGGAUGCGAGAGUGCUAGAAUAUGUCAAAAUUCCAGAGGAACUUUAUACUGUUACACAUCAUUGAACCACAUGGGUAUCAACGUGGUUGGUGUAUGGAAUGGAUACAAUAUGGAAGUCCUAUGUAGCCUACUCUGAGCUAUCCAAAAGGAAAAUAUUAACAUAAAGUAUAAAUUGGAAAGGGUGUAUGAGCCUAGAACAUGGGUGGGGAUGAUGAGGCUUUCCAAUUGUUGUUGGAUUGCAACUCCUAUGAUUUCUAGCCAGCAUAGACAAUGAGGGAAUGUGGGAAUACUAGUGCAAUAUCUGGAGCCUCCUACUUAAUUCCAUACCUAGAGCAGAACCCUUGCAAGAGAUGGGAUGAGAUUCUGGGAGGAGCAGGCAAAGUGUUGUCUUACGUGGUGCUUAGCACAAACUGAGGAAGUUUCAGUGUCUUUGUAGGAUUUGAGGAUUUUGAGGCCAAGUGUCCCUUCUGUCCUUCUUUUGCAAAUUUGAAGGGACAUUUCUGAAGUUCUUUUGCAAACUGAGGCUGUGUUUUCCUUGGGCACUGACAAGGGAAAAAAAGGCAAUGAAGGUACGGUAGAUGGGAAUACUUCAAAUUUUCAGGGAGCACAAAAAGCUGGUUGUCAUGUUGUGGUUUCAGAUGAAAGCUACACUGAAAAUGUUGCAUCUGUUUUGUAGAAUAAAAUGAAGCUUGGAUAUCUGGAAGUGAAAAACAACUGUUGAUGUGUGCAGGGAUAUGAAGUCUUUAACCAUGAUGAGACAAGCGGUAGCCCUGUUUUGCUAGUUUGUACAUGUUAAUUCAGCUAAAAGUACUGGCAUUGCCCAUUUUUUACCAGUGAAGCUGAAUGCAAAAAGUACCUGGAAGAUUCAGGAGCCUAGAAAUGUUACUUGUUUGGACUACCGCUCCAGAAAUCCUUCCAGCAAGCAUGACCACUGACUGUACCAGCUGGGGCAUUCUGUGAGGUGGGAGUCACCAAAAUAAAACUUUUUCAGACUCUGGCUGGAUCUUGCACUUAAUGGUGGAAGGGUGGCUUGAUUGAAACUAGCUUAGCAACAAAGUCCUCACAUAAAUGAGGAUACCCUGACCAUAUGGCUGAGAGGAAAUUGGAGAUAGGAGUAUGGCAUUGAUUAAAAUCAGAUAGUCAAAUGCAAAUAAACUCAGUCAGCUGUUUUCUUUCCCUGUCCUUUAGAGUCUUUUUCAGGCUCCUAUUGCCUUUCCUUCCUACUUCAGUUCCUUUUGAGAAUAGCCAGUAGCCAGAAUCCUGUUCAGGCUUUGUGCUAGCAUAGCUAGGAGUUGCAGUAGUGGAUCUGCUUUGUAUGAUGUUAUGGUAAGUAGGUAUCCAGUACCCCUUUACAUGAGUUGUUUGCCCAGUAGUUCAGUCGCUGUCAGAUGGCACCUGAGUAUAGCUUUCUUUCCAUCCAAAUAGCCACUGAUGUAAAAAUAUGUGUAAAAGAUAGUGUACUCCCCUGUAUAGAAGCUGAUAGCAUUGCCAGUUAAAUCUUGCAAACAGCAGAAUAAGAGGAUCAAGACAGGCUGUGUAGUACAUGCAGGUCUAUUCCAGUAGUGGAAUACCUGGGUUCAGCUCAGGAGGAGCAGUCAAGGGACUGUCACUGCUACCUCUUGCAUUUACUGCCUAAAACAGUUGCUCAUCUCAUUCUACCCAAGGAUAGAACUAGUUCUGAUUCUAACUCAGCCAGUUAAUCCAUUCUCUUUGUUUCCUUGAUCUGCACCUUUAUAUAACAUUGAUUACUUCAGCUGUCUCAGCUUUGUUUGUGGUCAGUAGGGAUGGAGCAUGUCCACUAAGAUCUUGAAAAUGAAGUUCUCUCUCCUUUGUAGCAAAGCCACAUUUGCUGUAGAGCUUCCCAGUGCUUUGUGUGUAUUCUUGCUGCCCUAUAGCUCACCAGUCUGCCACUCAAUCUUGUCCUUCCUCUCAGACAAGGGCAGUAUUCUGUCUGUGGAGAUGAGAAUGCAAGGUAAUGUUUCACCUGCUGCAGGGAUACUUUGCCUUUUCUCCAGAUAGUAUUGCAAACUGUGUUUAAUUUUCUUAAAGCAAAAUUAAGGCCCCAGGAGAAAGCAGUGUGGGUGGGUUUGGGGAACAAAGGCACCAUGCAGGGUACAAAGGCAGUCCUUGUGCAAGGUAGGGUGGGGGAAUACAUUUGCAUGAUGAUCUCCCAGCAGUGAAGCAAUUCACCAGGGGUUCACGACACUUAGCAACUAGGGAAGUCAAUGGCCCCAUUGUGAAGAAAGGCAAUGCACUGUGCAUGUGGGUUUUUAUGUUUUUUUGCUUUGGGCUUUGUCUCUCAAAUAAAGCACAAUCUUGCAGACCCAGAGCUUUAUUACCUAAGUGUUGAGAACAUCCUCUGGGUGUCUCUCUUUUCUUGCGCUUUGAUGUCUUUGAGUACUGUAAGAAAAUAUCUGAAUUGGAGGCAGGAGGGAUUUAUAGCCUCAAACCCCUGAGCUCAAGCCUUUCCCCCCCACUGUGUGGGGAUGACCUGUCUGUGUUCCAGCAGCACUUACCACUGCUGUGUCAUGUAACAGUUAGAAUGGCAGGUGUUUGCAUCACAAAAUGUUUGCUAAAAUGUGGAUUAAACAAGUAAAUACUAAA